GCAAGCCGCAGGUAAUUCACAGGUGAGUUUCCUGACGUCAUACAGGAAGUGGACCGACGGACGUUGGACGUUUUCUGCUGCUGUGCUGGUGGACAGGUGUUGGGAAAAUUACUUAGCUAGAUUUAAUCACAGCGAAACGUGUGACACGGUGGAGAGAUGUGCGUUUUUGAUAAAGACAAAGGGCCGAGGAGGCUUAUGCAAAAGGGCUUAACACUCAUUCUGGUCGGGCAUAUCAACUUCAUCCUUGGAGCUAUUGUCCAUGGCAGUGUCCUCCGCCACAUUUCCAAACCCAACCAGCACAUCACCACUGAAUACACUGUAGCUAACAUCAUCUCUGUCACUUCUGGCCUUCUGAGCAUUGUCGCUGGGAUUAUUGCCAUCUUGAUGUCAAGGAACCUUCGUGUGAUAAAACUGCAAAUAGGACUUCUGGUUACAUCAUUCCUGAACGCCCUGCUCUCAGCAGCAUGCUGCACUGGGCUUCUCUUGGCCAUUGGUAUCACUGUUGCCCAAAAUGGGCAGGGCUUAAUGCGGGGAUGCAACGACACACAAGUGCCCAUCAACGCUCGGUCACCUGUCAGUGCCAGAUGUCCGUUUGAUACAACACGAAUCUAUGACACCACCAUGUCGCUGUGGAUCCCUUGUGCUGUGUUGGCAGCAUUUGAGGUUGGAUUGUCUGUCUGGUGCUUCAUCGUUGGAUUGGCUCUCAGAGGACUGGCACCCUGUGGGAACAACUACAUCAAAGAGCAGUUGGGGGAAGAAGGUGAGAGUUUUCCCCACAGCCAGCACCUGAUUCGACAGCCCUUGGACCCUGAUGCCUAAGUGAGCAAAAAGCAAGAAGGAAGCCCCUGUCAUAUCUGUAUUAAGUAGAUUUUAUGCUACAGUCAGCUGGUUGAGUGUCACUGAGGGACAGGAGGGAAGUUUUAAGAAACUGCUUCUUGCUUUGUGUCAUCAUAUAACCACAGACCCUAAUUCACAGAUGGGCUGCCAAUGUCAGUUAAUCUGAUCAUCCAUGGUAAAUUUAUGAACAGUGACCCAUCAUAAUCAUCCAUAAUAGUCCUUUUUGUACAUAUAAAUGUUGUUUUAUCAGUAUCGAUCCAUGACUGUUUGGGCUCAGUAGUACCAAAUAUGUAUUUCAGUAUGAAGGAGCCUUUCUUUAUUAAGAAAGUAUUUUUAUAUAUAUCUUGCCAUGAUAUGUCAGACUAUUUUAGCUUGUUUGAACUCUUAUUUCAGCAAAAUGCAUUUUAUUGUUCUAAAUGUUUUUAAUGUUUUAUUGUUUGUUUAUACUCAGAAACACUCCUUUGCAUCUGAGAUGCAUUCAACAAACCAUACUCUUCAAUGUGUAUAAUAAUUGUUUCAUGCUAACUUCUUAUGCACAUUAUUAAGUGUCAAAUCAGAUUAGAGUCAUAUAAUGUAAACUGUUUGAUAUGUUCCAGAUCUUUAAUACUAUAGUGAUGCAGUAUUUGGUUUCAAAUUAAAUUAGACAAGCUAAAUUGUAUUUCUUGAAAAUAGAUCAUUAUAACUUGUUGUUGUUCAUGUUCAUUUGAGCUCCCACUGUGCCUUAAUGUUGUAGGUACAUCAUUGACUACUUGGAACUAUUUAUCAAACGUGCUAGAGUUUGAACUUACAUUUUUUUUAAAUCAUAAGAAUAUGCUUUAGAUAUAUUUUGUUGCCUCUAGUAAGACAUGCAGUAGUGAUCAUCACCUAAAAUUCAGAUUCCUGAAAUGUAUUGUUAUAGGGAUAUGGAAGGAUGGAAAAUAAUCUGGACUGCAGCAUAGCUGUGUAUGUAUUGAGUGCAUUUGUGAAUGUACAGUAUACUAUGGUUGAAUGUCCCGUGGGGUCAUAUUAAGAGGUUAAACCAGUAUGUAGGCCAGCUGCCUUUCAGCUAACAAAGACCCCCCACAACUCUACGACAGAGAAGAUCAGAUCAGCCAUGAAACGGUUAAUCUAGUGCCAUGCUCAGUUGUGUGGAAGGGAAUCAUAGCACGAGUCUCAACUAAUCCUCAGGCUGUUAGGGAUAAAUAUUGACAUAGCUUUGACUGAUACAAUCACAACAAGUCUGUUUGGUUCCAAUCUGUAUAAUGUUGAUGUCACACUGUAUACUUAUGAAAUGCAUAUUUGAAAUCACAAGAUGGAUGGAUGGAUGAAUGGAAGUAUACAUGUGUAUUAAUAUUGUGAUAUCAGAGCAAAUGGACUCAAAUUGUAAAAAUUAUCUCUCAUAGCUGAGGAUUAUGUAGAAUGCAGUUAUUUAUAAAUCACAAUACUGAUUUUUUUUUAUUUCAAUAAUCAGUCAUCUAAAAUAAAAUGUACAUAUCACUCAUAUAUAAAAGGGUAUUCAUUGUAACUUAUAUUACCCGGGAUAAUAUGAACUUGUGUGUCUCUUGAAAUCAGUUCAGUUGAAAACCUAGUGAGAGUCAGAGCAGAGAAAGGGAGGUUUGUAUAAAAAUACAAACCUCCCUUUCUCUGCUCUGACUCUCACUCAUUGAAGGUAAUGGAUCCAGAGCUGAAAUGUGGCAAUAAUACAUACAUACCAAAUGUACAUUAUAACACUAAUGUUCCACGUGUUGGCAUCCAGUCAAUAGGUAAUAAAUAAUUUAAAAUGCAUUGAUUUGAAUUUAUGGCAGACUUAAAGUGCACUUAUCAGGCUAAACGGAUAAUCUAAAUCAUUUUGUGGCUGCAUUGAAGGGUAAUUUAAGCUCUUGAAAUAACUUGAGAAUGACAACUUUAGACAAAACCAGUGUCACCACUCUUCUUUCUGUUGAAGGUGUGUGCUUUGUAACAUCAAUUUCCUUUUUUUGUUGUUGUUUUUAAACUUGUUUCAUAUUUGCUUUAUGGAUUUCUAGUGGUAUAUACAUUUAACGUAUAAUUUUUAAUAAAGAUUUUUCACAAU
This is a messenger RNA of Larimichthys crocea (large yellow croaker), 2887 nucleotides long. It is a transcript of the gene krtcap3, whose product is annotated as keratinocyte associated protein 3. NCBI's taxonomy places the organism in Eukaryota, Metazoa, Chordata, Actinopteri, Sciaenidae. Bases 157 to 819 code for a protein of 220 amino acids. The record is from RefSeq and is a predicted model, not a curated record. The transcript has 6 exons.